Molecule: messenger RNA, 1101 nt
Organism: Drosophila busckii
Lineage: Eukaryota; Metazoa; Arthropoda; Insecta; Diptera; Drosophilidae
Product: E3 ubiquitin-protein ligase MARCH5
Exons: 1
Coding region: 92-1036 (314 amino acids)
Molecular function (GO): zinc ion binding
Source: RefSeq, a predicted model, not a curated record
AAAAAAUGAAUUAAUUGCAAAGCUAAAUUAACUAAAAGCGUAAACGUUAAAACAAAAGGAAUAUAAACUCACUUGAAGCGUAGCCAUAGCCAUGGAGUCGAGCAGCUUUAGUCGUGUUCAUGGCGGCAGAGAUGAACGCAUCUGCUGGAUAUGCUUGAACGGCGAUGUGGAUGUGCUGCGCCAGGAUUGGCUGCAGCCCUGCAAGUGCCGCAGAACCAAUCGCUGGGUGCACGAGGUAUGCCUCAGUCGCUGGAUCGAUGAGAAGCAGCUGAGCAGCCCCGAAACGCGGGUCAGCUGCCCGCUCUGCCAUACGGAAUACUUGAUAGUAAUGCCGCCAGUUUGUCGCUUCGAUGCGCUGCUCGAGCGCUUGGACAAGGCGUAUGGCGUUGUCUGUCCCAGCAUAUUGUUGGGCAUGCUGGCCACUGUUGCCUAUAUAGCCACACUGACCUACGGCGUGCUGACGCUCAAUCAGGUGGCUGGCUAUAAAGCGAGCAUGCGACUGAUGAAGGAGGAUCCGACGCUGCUGAUGAUUGUGCUGCCGUCGGUGCCGGCGGCGCUGUUGCUGCUGCGACGCAUCGAUUGGAACAAUUGGCUUAUACACUGGCUGCGACGUCGACAGCGGCAGCAACUGGCUGGCGAGCACUAUGAUGAGCACGGCGAGCUGCUGCCAGGCGCGCCAUUGGGCGAUGACUACUACGAUGCCCUGGAGCCGGCCGAUUCCGAUGAGCUGCUGCAGGGCGGCAUGCUGAACGUGGAGAAUAUUGAACGUGCCACCUGUCGCUUCUGCAUUACGCUCAGUCUGCCCACAUUUGCCGUUGUGCUGGGCCAGACGCUCUAUGGCAGCGUUCAGAGCAAGCUGCUCGCCUUUCUGCUGGGCGCGCUUACGUUCGAGGCUAUCAAGGGCGCCAUUUGCAUCUAUGUGCGCCAGUGUCAAUAUCAUCGCAAGCGACAUCGUCAUGUGCUCGACUAUACGCCGGAUAAUCCACAGCCAACAGCAGCAGCAACAACAACAACAACAACAACAACAACAACAUAGCAUAAAUAUUUGGUAUUGUUGCUUGGAUUUUGUUUACGUUAUAAAAAAUGAGUUGCUGGCGUAAA